This is a messenger RNA of Rhizophagus irregularis DAOM 181602=DAOM 197198, 294 nucleotides long. NCBI's taxonomy places the organism in Eukaryota, Fungi, Glomeromycota, Glomeromycetes, Glomerales, Glomeraceae. The record is from RefSeq and is a predicted model, not a curated record.
AUGGCUAUUAUUGAUGAUGAGCUUAUUGAUAAAAUGACUUUUUGGGAUCAUGAUUAUAGUAAAUCAAAGUUCACUUUCAUUGAUUUAAUUAAAGGUAUAGUUCCUUGUGAAUUUUGGGGCUUUUGCAUUGAUAGAUGUUCAAAACAAAAAGAAAAAGAGAAAAGAUUAAAAAUUAGUAAUCUUAAAAAAGUUAAAGAAAAUUAUAACAAAAAUGAAUAUAUAAAUCCUAAUAGGAAAAUUAAUGUUUUUAACCUUUAUAGUGAUUUAAAAAGUUUAUGGGAGGAUAGCAGUUGA